AUGGAGCCUUUAGCUCUGAAGCUGGAAAUACUCAAAGGCCCCCGAAAGGGCGAAACCCUAGAGUACCGACCCGGAUCCAAGAUCCGAAUCGGCCGGGUCGUCCGCGGCAACAACCUCCCCAUCAAAGACUCCGGCAUCUCCACCAACCACCUCGUCAUCGACUCCGAAUCGGGUCAAUGGAUGGUCCGAGACCUCGACUCCUCCAACGGAACCAUAGUCAACGACACCGCGCUCAACCCGAACACGCCGUUCGAGCUCAGCGACGGCGACGAAAUCAAGAUCGGGGAGUACACCUCGAUCUCCGUGAAGAUCGACGGCCACGAAGAAGCGAGCAAACUGAGAAGGAAUCCGAGGCGCGCCGCCGUGGGAAAGGUGGGUGCGGCGGCGGCGAAUCGCGGCCGGAGAGGUAGGGUUGGGGCGGAGAGUGAAGUAGUUCAAGUAGAAGUGAAAUCGGAGAAUCAUGAGGAAAUCGGUGGAGGAGAAGAUAGGGUUCUGGCCAGGAGAGGUAGAGUGAGGAAGAAGAAUGAGGUGGAGUCUGAUUUGGAGGAAAUCGAGGUGGUGGAGAAGCCGAAGAGGGGCAGUGGCCGGCCGAAGAAAGCUACGGUUUUGAAGAGUGAGGAGGAUGUGGUGGAGGAGGUUGCUGUGCCGGAAGUGAGUUCUAGAGCAGCUACAAGGUCUAAGAAUGUGGUUCUGGAAUCGGAGAAUUGCAGUGUAGAGUGUGAGCAAGUGAAGAUCGAACCUAAGAGGCGUGGUAGGAAGAGGAAGAAUGUGCAAGAAGAGCAGCUGGUGUGUGAGAAAGGUAAUGCUGUUGCGGUAGAGAAGGAUUUGGGAGUAGCUGUGCUGGUUGGUGUUAGUUGCGAUAAUGAUGUUAAGGGUGAUGUCCCGGAGCAGAAGGAUUCAGGAGAAAUUGGCCCGGUCAAUGAUGGUGAUGCUAACAGGUUGAAUUUGGGGAAUGAACGUAAGAGGCGUGGUAGGAAUAGGAAUAAUGAGCAACAAGAACAGCUAGUGUGUGAGACAGGUAAUGCUGUUGUUUCGGAGCAGAAGAAUUUGGGAGAAAUUGGUCCAGUUGAUGAUGAUGAUGAUAAGGGGUUGAAUUUGGGGGAUGAGAGGCAUGAAGAGGCAGCAGGUGGUUUUGAUGUGGGAGAGAAUGUCAUUGAUAACGAGAAGGCAAAAGAGUCCAAUGAAGAGGCAGCCAUUGACUGUAAUGUUGGAGAGGGUGGCGAUAUGGUUGAAAGUGGUAGUAGGAGCUGUUCUGGUGCUAGUAGUUCUAAGGAUGUUGAUAAAAAGGGGAGUGGUUCUGGUAUUAAAGAAGGUUUGGGAAAGGUUUGGCAGGAGGAGCCAGAUUUGGAGAAGAUGACUUUGGAUGAUUGGUUUGAUUAUGUGGAAGUUUCUUGGCCAAAAGUGGUAAAUGAUGAGAUUGACAAGAUUUGUGCCGGAAUGAGAGAGAAAGCUAGGCUAGUCCAGGAGUAUAUAGCACAACACAAGAAGGUGAAGGUUCAAAGUUAA
Molecule: messenger RNA, 1506 nt
Organism: Fragaria vesca subsp. vesca
Lineage: Eukaryota; Viridiplantae; Streptophyta; Magnoliopsida; Rosales; Rosaceae
Exons: 1
Coding region: 1-1506 (501 amino acids)
Molecular function (GO): mRNA binding; protein binding
Source: RefSeq, a predicted model, not a curated record